Lutzomyia longipalpis is the source of this 3124-nucleotide messenger RNA. RefSeq names its product coatomer subunit beta (gene betaCOP). The record is from RefSeq and is a predicted model, not a curated record. Gene Ontology annotation, biological process: endoplasmic reticulum to Golgi vesicle-mediated transport; intracellular protein transport; intra-Golgi vesicle-mediated transport. Gene Ontology annotation, cellular component: cytoplasm; COPI vesicle coat. Lineage: Eukaryota; Metazoa; Arthropoda; Insecta; Diptera; Psychodidae. Gene Ontology annotation, molecular function: structural molecule activity. Bases 136 to 3006 code for a protein of 956 amino acids. The transcript has 6 exons.
CUGUCAAUUUUCUGCAAAAACUUCAGCGUUGUGUGUUUGACACGUCAGAAGUGUUUUUUCUUGGGAAGAAAAUUUUGUGUUUUUAUCUCGAAAUAUCGUUUCUUUUACUGUAAAAAUUACCUUCGAGGAUAAAAAAUGUCGCUCGCCGAGGGUCCUUGCUAUACAAUAAUCAACUCACAGGACUCCGAUCCGUACAAUGAGAUGCAACUCAAGCAGGAUUUGGAGAAGGGUGACACCGCCGUGAAGAUUGAGACACUGAAAAAGGUGAUUCAGUUGCUGCUGAAUGGCGAGAGACUUCCGGGACUCCUGAUGACAAUCAUGCGCUUUGUGCUGCCACUGCAGAAUCACACGAUUAAGAAACUCCUGCUCAUCUACUGGGAAAUUGUGCCGAAAACCUCUCCGGAUGGGAAGUUGCUGCAGGAAAUGAUUCUCGUGUGCGAUGCCUACAGGAAGGAUCUGCAGCAUCCCAAUGAAUUCCUCAGAGGCUCUACGCUGCGUUUCUUGUGCAAACUCAAGGAACCCGAACUCCUGGAGCCCCUAAUGCCAGCUAUCCGGGCAUGCCUUGAGCAUCGUCACUCCUAUGUGCGUCGCAAUGCCGUCCUGGCCAUUUUCACAAUCUACAAGAACUUCGAAUGGCUCGUUCCAGACGGCCCGGAGCUCAUUGCAAACUUCCUGGACACGCAGCAGGAUAUGUCGUGCAAGAGAAAUGCCUUCCUGAUGCUCUUGCACGCUGAUCAGGAGAGGGCAUUAAACUAUCUGGCUUCCUGUCUCGAUCAAGUGAACAAUUUCGGGGAUAUCCUGCAGCUGGUGAUUGUCGAGCUCAUCUACAAAGUUUGCCAUGCGAAUCCCACAGAACGCUCUCGUUUCAUCCGAUGCAUCUACAACCUCCUCAAUUCCUCCUCCAAUGCUGUACGCUAUGAGGCUGCUGGUACGCUGAUCACUUUGUCCACAGCCCCCACGGCCAUUAAAGCCGCCGCAAGUUGCUACAUUGAGCUCAUCAUCAAGGAGAGCGACAACAACGUCAAACUCAUUGUCCUGGAUCGUUUGAUUGCAAUGAAAGAAAAUGAAAAUAUGGAGCGUGUCAUGCAGGACCUCGUCAUGGACAUCCUGCGCGUUCUGGCUGCUCCUGACAUUGAAGUUCGUCGGAAGACACUCAAUCUCGCCAUGGAUCUCGUCUCAUCGCGCAACAUUGAAGAGCUGGUGCUGGUGCUGAAGAAAGAAGUCGCCAAGACCCACAAUAUUGAGCACGAAGACACCGGAAAGUACCGACAGCUGCUGGUCAGGACUCUCCACACCUGCUGCAUCAAGUUCCCAGAUGUAGCAGCCACGGUGAUUCCCGUACUAGUGGAAUUCCUUUCGGACACAAACGAACUCGCCGCAACCGAUGUCCUCAUCUUCAUUCGUGAGGCAAUCCAGAAGUUUGACCAUUUGCGCCCGUUGAUCAUUGAGAAGCUCAUCGAGUCCUUCCCGGCAAUGAAGUCUGUGAAGGUGCAUCGUGCUGCCCUGUGGAUUCUUGGGGAGUACACUGCGUCGCCCAAGGAUAUCCUGCAGGUGUUUGAUGUUGUGAGUGAGACACUGGGUGAGGUGCCGAUUGUGGAGGCAGAGCAGAAGAAGCUCCUUGGGGAGCAAACGGAGGAGGAGCAGAAAAAGAAUGUGACAGGAAGUGUUCCGUCAAAUAAGGUAACCUCCGAUGGCACUUAUGCCACACAGAGUGCUUUCAGUGUUGCUCCGACACCACUGAAGGAGCAACGUCCUCCACUGCGGCAAUACUUCAUGGAUGGGGACUUCUUUGUGGGUGCAACACUUGCAGCCACACUCACGAAGCUCGUACUGCGCUACAUUGAUUUGGAACCGAAUGAGCAGAAGCACAAUCGUCUCUGCACAUCAGCUAUGCUGACAAUGAGCUCGAUCCUUCAUCUGGGCAAGUCGGGAUUCCCCACGAAACCCAUCACGAAUGAUGACAUUGAUCGCAUCUUCCUGUGCCUCAAGACACUGAGUGAACGCACACCGGGUAUUGUGGAGAUCUUCAAGGAUACCUGCCGUGAGGCCCUUGCAACGAUGCUGUCGGCACAGAAUGAGGAGGAGACACAGGCGUUGAGGGAGAAACAGAAGGCAGCCGCGAAGGUCCAAGCCGAUGAUCCAAUUGUCUUUGCUCAGCUAACGAGUGGACGGAAUGAUCAAUUGGGGGAGAAUGUCUUCGAGUCGAGUCUCAAUCAAGCAUUGGCGGGUACAAAGGGUACCGCCCUGUCGGAUGUGGCAUCACCAACGAGCAAACUCAACAAGGUGACCCAACUUACGGGCUUCUCCGAUCCUGUCUACUCCGAAGCCUACGUCCAUGUGAAUCAGUACGACAUUGUGCUGGAUGUGCUGAUUGUCAAUCAAACCAGCGAUACUCUGCAAAAUUGCACACUGGAGCUUGCCACGUUGGGUGAUUUGAAGCUCGUUGAACGACCACAUCCCGUUGUACUGGCACCACAUGAUUUCUGCAACAUCAAAGCCAAUGUGAAGGUUUCCUCGACAGAGAAUGGCAUCAUCUUCGGCAAUAUUGUCUACGAUGCUGGCAAUAUGUCCAAUUGCGUGGUUCUCAAUACCAUUCACAUCGACAUAAUGGACUACAUCCUUCCAGCCACGUGCAAUGAUUCGGAAUUCCGUCGAAUGUGGCAGGAGUUUGAGUGGGAGAACAAAGUGGCGGUUAAUACAACGCUCACGGACUUACAUGAAUAUCUCAAGCAUCUACUUCACUCCACAAAUAUGAAGUGUCUCACCCCGGAGAAGGCACUCUCUGGUCAAUGUGGAUUUAUGGCUGCAAAUAUGUAUGCCAGAUCUAUCUUCGGAGAGGACGCCCUGGCUAAUCUCAGCAUUGAGAAAUCUGUAGACAAUCCCAACGCUCCAGUCAUUGGACACAUAAGAAUUCGCGCAAAGAGCCAGGGAAUGGCCCUCAGUUUAGGAGAUAAAAUCAACUUGACGCAGAAAGGUCCGCAGAAUAAAAUAAUUUCAGCUAUGUAAUUGCAUUAAAACUGUAGAUCAGUCUCAUUCCGCGUUUGAUCCUUUAUUAUUGCUAAAAACAAAACAGUAUGUAUUAUUUAAUCAGCGACAUUUAUUGAAUAAAAAAGUGCAAAUAAAA